GUGUGCCACUGCCUCUGCGCGCACGCAGUUUCAGUCCUAAUCUGAGGACGAGCUGGACUCCCGGAUCGAAGACCGAUUUCAGGCUGGCUGUGAUCGGUCUCUGCUUCUGAAAUAAAUUAAAUUAGUUCAUAUAGUGAAAUGUAAAAACCUCCGUUGUGCACGCGUCCUCCCUUAGAAGCCACCAGCGCGGUUUGUUUUCUUUUUUUUUCUUUUCUUUUGGUUAAUCCGUUUGUCUGCUGUGCGAAUUGAGCUGCCCGGGUAAUCUCUAUGAAUGUGUCGGCGACUUGAGUGAAUGGAGCACUGGGCUGCUGGUAACUAUUCAGACUGUGAAAGCCCUGCCGCUGAGGAUGGAGAGAGCCAGCGUUUAGGUUUAGUUCAGCCGUCUGAAGGCGAGAAGAGAGUUUGGAGCCAUUUCUGCGAGAGCGACAUCCGCACUUAAAAUAAAUAGACCAACUUAACUGUCGCCGUCGACUCGAUGCUGCUGGAAGCCGCUGGGCUGGAGGAGUGAGGAGAUGCGGGGUGUAACAUGGAUAUACGAGAAGGAAACAACAAACACCGAAGGGGAUGCAUCAAGGAGAACAGUGAAAGUGCUGGAAAGGACAAAGCCCGGAUUCUCCACACCUGUGAUUGGAUGUGAGCUUUUAUUGACCCGAGACCAUUAAAAUGGAGUUGCUAUGGAAACUUGCACUGCUGCUGUCAUUGGUGGAGUGUCUUGCAGGAAGCGGAGUCCUACUGAGGCCCAUGUUCACCAAACAGCCUGGCAGUGUGGUGUUUCCCAUUCAGCCUGGUGAGAAUCGCAGAGAGGUGGUGUUUAGCUGUGAGGCCCAAGGACACCCACCGCCCUUCUACAGGUGGAAGCUGAAUGACUCUUUCAUCCUGCCCAGGCCAGGGUCACGGUACUCUCUCAUGGGAGGAAACUUGCACAUCAGCCAUCUGAAUAAAGAUGAAGAUGUUGGCAUCUACCAGUGUCUGGCUUCAAACUCUUUUGGCACCAUCGUCAGCAGAGAGGCCAGUCUCCACGUUGCAUACUUGGAGAAUUUCAAGACCCAGAGAAGAAACCCGGUGAGGGUUCGUGAAGGUCAAGGAGUGGUCUUACUGUGUGGCCCUCCUCCCCACUCUGGAGAACUGACCUUCACGUGGAUCUUCAACGAGUACCCGUCAUUUGUCGUCCAGGACACGCGGCGUUUCGUGUCCCAGAAGACGGGCAACCUGUUCAUCGCAAAAGUGGAACCCUCUGACGUGGGGAACUACACUUGUGUGGUCACUAACACGGUCACCAAAAGCAGUGUUCAAGGACCACCCACACCUCUUGUCCUGCGAGUUGACGGUGUAAUGGGCGAAUACGAGCCAAAGAUCGAAGUGCAGUUCCCUGAAGUUGUCCCUGUCGCUAAGAGCUCAACUGUCAAACUGGAAUGUUUCGCUCUUGGAAACCCAGUGCCGACCAUCAGCUGGAGAAGAGUGGAUGGAGCCUCCUUUGGCAGGAAGGUGGACAUAAAUAAAGCCAGUGGAGUUCUAGAGAUCCCUUACUUCCAGCAGGAGGAUGCGGGGAUAUACGAAUGCGUGGCUGAAAACAGCAGAGGACGGAACUCAGUGAAAGGAAAGCUUUCUUUCUACGCCGCACCGCACUUGAUGGACAAGCCUCAGGACGUUCAGAAGACCAUCGAUGACACUCUGGUGUGGGAAUGCAAAGCCAGCGCCAAGCCCAAGCCCUCAUACCGCUGGCUUAAGAACGGGGAAGCGCUGGAUCCCAUGGAGCAGGACAGGGUUCAGGUGAAUAACGGAGCGCUGACCAUCAGUAGCUUGAACCUGGCUGACAUUGGCAUGUACCAGUGUGUGGCGGAGAACAAGCACGGCCGCAUCUUCACCAACGCUGAGCUACGUGUCAUAGCCAUCGCUCCAGACUUCUCCCAGAACUCGUUGAAGGCCCAAACCUUGGCCCGACAGGCUGGCGACGUACUAAUCGAAUGCAAGCCCAGGAUGUCUCCUCGGGGUGUGAUUUCGUGGAGAAAGGGGAAAGAAGCCCUGAGAGAGAGCCACAGGGUCAUGGUGUUGGAUAACGGGAGCCUACGGAUUUCCAAUGUGUCUAAAAUGGAUGCUGGGCUCUACACGUGCGUCGCCAGGAACCAGUUUGGAGUGGCAAGCAGUGCUGGCAGCCUGUUGGUUAAAGAGGCAACUAUCAUCACGAGCCCAGCAGGUCAUCUGGACGUGACGGUGGGCGAGAGCAUCGUGCUGCCCUGUCAGGUAUCGCACGACCCGACGCUGGAUCUCAAGUUCACUUGGUUCUUCAACGAGCAGCUCAUCCACUUCGGAAGCCACGGGGCGUAUUUCGAAAAAGUCGGCGGGCGGUCGGAUGGCGACAUCAUGAUCCGGAACAUUCAGCUGAGGCAUGCUGGAAAAUACACCUGCGCCGUUCAGACCAAAGUGGACAGUGUGUCUAUUGCUACUGAUGUGGUUGUCAGAGGUCCUCCAGGCCCCCCAGUGGACUGUCGUGUGACUGAGAUGACAGAGACGACUGCGUCUCUGUCCUGGGGACCUGGGAUGGACAACCACAGCCCCGUCGUCAGCUACGCCAUCCAGGCCAGAACACCCUUCUCUCUCGGCUGGCAAGCCGUCACCACCGUUCCUGAGCUGCUCGGGGGGAAGCAGCUGUCAGCCACUGUCAUCGACUUGAGUCCCUGGGUGGAGUAUGAGUUCAGAGUCUUGGCAACCAACGGCAUCGGAACGGGAGAGCCCAGCAAACCCUCCAAAAAGGCCCGCACCAAGGAAAUGCGGUUUGAUCUAAUAGUUCCCAGGGUGACUCCAGCCAGGGUGAAUGGCGGAGGUGGAGGACGGUCAGAGCUGGUCAUAACCUGGGAGCCUGUCCCUGAGGAGCUGCAGAGCGGCCCGGGCUUUGGAUACGUGGUGGCUUUCCGCCCACUCGGGGCGCCGGGCUGGAUGCAGGCGGCUGUCACGUCCCCAGAUGCUUCCAGAUAUGUCUUCAAGAAUGAGAGCAUCCCUCCCUUCUCCCCUUACCAAGUCAAAGUAGGGGUUUAUAACAACAAGGGAGAGGGCCCUUUCAGUCCCGUCACCACCAUCUACUCAGCAGAGGAAGAGCCCAGCAGAGCUCCGGGGAGGGUGAGGGCGAGGAGCGUGUCAGCGUCCGAGGUAGAGGUCACCUGGAAGCCGCUGGCCUGGAGCAACAACCGCAGACGCAUCCUAGGCUAUGAGUUGCAGUACUGGGGUGAGAAGGAAAAGCAGGAAGCAGCCAGCGUGAUAAGGACGGUGGGGAAUAAAACGUCAGUACUCAUCAGGGAUCUGGAAGGCAGCAGUACCUAUUACAUGUCCCUGCGGGCUUAUAACAGCGCCGGAGUGGGCCCACAGAGCGGCAUAGUCAAUGUCACCACCAAGAAACCACCUCCCAGCCAGGCUCCGGUCAAAAUCAUGUGGAACACUUCCAACUCCAAGGUCAUCCUGAGGUGGGACCAGGUGCAUGCGCUGGAGAAUGAGUCAGAAGUCACGGGAUAUAAGGUGAUGUACAGCCAGGACAAACACAGCCGCCCCAGCGUGGUGGAGACCAAGAACACCUCCUUGGAGUUGUCCCUGCCGGUCAACCAAGGAUACGUGAUCCAGAUUAAACCCUUCAGCGAGGGAGGGGAGGGCAUCAGCAGCCGCCAGAUUACUAUCCCCAAGAUGGCAGGCUCUAUAGCUAUUGGAGCAGCCCCGGGAUCCUCGGCGCUCCCCUUGGCCAACCUCGCUGCCCUGAUCCUCACAGCCAGAACGAUACUAUGACAAACAGGAACCGUGCUAAUUAAGAGGAGGAACAGCGGGUCAGAGACAACAAGGGGCUGACAGCCACAUUUGCACCUGCUUGCCUUCCUCCCUGCCCCACUGCGUCUCUCCUCUCUGCAAAGAUCUCUUUGGGAGGAAAGUUCUUUUCCGCCUCCUUUCUAAAGUAGUGCUACCAAGGAGAAAGGAAGCGGCUCUUUAACAAGUUGUUCUUCAUAAAGUGGAAGGACACUAUGCCUGAACAGUGGUCUCUUUGAAGAGUUUUUUUUUUGUCCUCCUCUCGUAUUCUCAUAUGGUUUUCACCUUGGAAGGGGCCACAAUGCGAUGUGUACUACUGUGUAUGUUUUCUCUUUUGGACUGUGCAGGCUCUCUUACUCUUAGGCCGCUGGACUCUUUUUUUGGAGUGAGACUUGACACUGGGACUUGCAUAUUUAUGGGAUUUAGGUUGUAUUUAAGCUUUCCUAGGGGCAGGAAGCCAUUUCCAUGCUCUUUUUUUGGAAAUGACUUUGGGAAACCCCCUUCGCUGCCUAAGAAGCAACUGUUAUCCUCCCUGUCAUUUAAAAAAAAAACAAAAAAACAAAAAAAACAGAAACGAACGGGGAGCUGAGCCUCAUUGCUUUGAAAUCGAUAAGAAUUCGAGACCUUUGUAACUUUGCCUGGAUUUUAUUCGUGCUUUUUCAUUACAUCCGAACCUCGGAGUUGCCAAGAAAACUUACGGGAACCAAAAGGAGCGGGCGGGGCCGACAUUACCACCUGUCGCAUCAUCGUGAGAAAACGUGUAUUUCUCUCCAGUAUGGCUUCCAGUGUAAACAGCAGACAUGUGUUGAUUAAUAAUUGAUGUCUUUCCUUCCCCUUUCAUCCGUGAUGAGCGUAAAACAGGGGCACGCUGAGCUGAAUUGUUGUACACCGUAUGUCUGAAAUCCUCAGGUCCCAACUGAGCCUUAAGUCCUAUGAUUCUGAUCCAUGUCGUUAGAGCGUUUAUUUAUUUUCCUUCUCGGUUUGCCCACAUUGUACUUUGGCUCGCUCAUACCGUUUUGAGGUCGUAUCUUUGAGCGUUUUCGGCUCAAGUGCAACGUCCUUCUCUGAAGUCCUUCAUGAUGAGCAUUGUAAUACAGUAAGAGGCAGUGGUUACUUACUUUUCUAACAUGGCUUACUACAAAAUGGGGACGUGUUUUACUGUCAGCUGCUGUUUGGCAUGAGAUCGAUCGGUGUCUGUGCGUACGCUGCUGAAUGGAUCAACCUGCUUUUAAUAAACAUAAUGCCAUUUUCCUCA
Molecule: messenger RNA, 5038 nt
Organism: Mugil cephalus (flathead mullet)
Lineage: Eukaryota; Metazoa; Chordata; Actinopteri; Mugiliformes; Mugilidae
Gene: cntn3a.1
Product: contactin 3a, tandem duplicate 1
Exons: 23
Coding region: 664-3768 (1034 amino acids)
Biological process (GO): cell-cell adhesion; brain development
Molecular function (GO): cell-cell adhesion mediator activity
Source: RefSeq, a predicted model, not a curated record